AGGUCAAUUUUAACAGUUCCGUGGAUGGAGUUGGGAGGAAAGGUCAACAUACAUUGUCAACAAACUGGGUUUCAUGCAUCUGUUACAUUUCUCACCAAGCCAUUUUAUGGAGGUAAAGUACAUCGAGUGACAGCUGAGGUUAAGAAUAAUUCUGGUGUCGUUGUCUGCAAGGCUUCUGGCGAGUGGAACGGUCUUCUAGAAUUUACAUAUGCUACGGGUGAGAAGAAACAAAUAGAUACAACACGACUUUCACCAACGCCAAAGAGUGUGCGCCCUCUAGAAGUACAAGCACCGUAUGAAUCACGAAAGCUCUGGCAACAUGUUACUAACAGUUUGAAACUUGGAGAUUUGAAUACAGCAACAGAACACAAAAAACAG
Messenger RNA from Anneissia japonica, 378 nucleotides. Its product is annotated as oxysterol-binding protein-related protein 10-like. Gene Ontology annotation, cellular component: intracellular membrane-bounded organelle; membrane; cytosol. The transcript has 3 exons. The annotation marks the transcript as partial. The record is from RefSeq and is a predicted model, not a curated record. Lineage: Eukaryota; Metazoa; Echinodermata; Crinoidea; Comatulida; Comatulidae. Gene Ontology annotation, molecular function: sterol binding.